This is a messenger RNA of Drosophila sechellia, 1239 nucleotides long. RefSeq lists its product as uncharacterized. The record is from RefSeq and is a predicted model, not a curated record. Lineage: Eukaryota; Metazoa; Arthropoda; Insecta; Diptera; Drosophilidae. The coding region runs from base 285 to 560 and encodes 91 amino acids. The transcript has 2 exons.
UUGAAGACACAUUUAUACAUUUUAAAGAGACUGACUAUUGUUAAAUCUACUAUAUUGAACACAUCUUGGACACAAACCAAUUUACAUGUCAAACCAAUUUGGUUGCCUUCUUUUUGUCGCGAAGGUCAUGUAAAAUGUAUUUUCACACAUUUUACUUGACGCCAAUCUAGUAUACAUAUAUAGUAUAUAUUCUAUUGCAUAUAUUACGAACUUAUGUAGAUAAGUAGGCAUUGGAAUUAGCGUUUCAUCCAUUAUUUGAAUACAAUUAAAAUAAGACAGGCUGGAUGAGCGGAUUGCCCUUAAGCAUGGCUCCCAGUAUAUUCUUUGUUAUGAUAUGGCGCAUCACCCUGCAAAUAAUGUAUCCAUACGGAUACAUGGGCUGUUCGCUGCAGGACGCAUUGGAUAAUGAGUAUCUGGUAUGGAACAAGGGCGAUCACCGGGAAAAUCAGAUGAUGCUAUUAAGGGACACCAUUCAAACCUCACUCCUGCUCGUACUAAUGAUAGAGCUGAUGCUGACGUUCAAUAUUCCGUUUCCGAUAGACAUAGGCGCCGAAAUAUAGUCUCGGAUCUGAACUCUGUUCCCGUUUAUUACUAUAGAAGCUAUAUAGCUCCAGUACGUUUAUUGCCCCAUCAAAACAAGAGUGCUCAAAUAAUUUCGUCUUGGUGUAGGACCGCCAUUGUGCCAACGUUCGUCGACUUUGUCGUUGUCGUCGCUGCACAUUUAAUCAGUAAAUUUUAUUUUUAAAAAUGGUAUUAAACAAUAUUUGCCAUAGCAAAAUGUACGACGCUCGCAGUGCAAUAAACUUUUCAGCACUUGAGCCGUUCGCCUGACUAAAUGACUGAUUGACUGACUGACUGACUGACGGACUGACCGACUGAUUCGCCGAACGCAGGAACGACUGACGUUGGAAUUUUUUUCUUUGUUUUAACUUUAGCUCGGCGCGAUUAUUUCGAUUUCGUGGAAGUGCGUUACUUGCGAAGGUUUGAUAGGAAUUUCAUGCGUCGUAUACAGGCUAUAUUCGUUACGAUAACAGUUCAAUACAGGCUAUAUUCGUUACGAUAACAGUUCAAUCGAUUCGACUGGGAAAUGUUCAUUUCGAUUGCUCAUGACUUCUUAAAGAGGAACUUUUAUGAAAAUUGUUCGCUUCUGAGAUUGGUUUUUUAGCUGAUUACACAGCCGUAUAUGUUAUAUUUAUACUAAAUUGAAGUAUGUUUUUUUAAAAUUUUUUCUCUUUUUUG